UGUACGGCGGUGCUCUCCCUCCUCCUCCUCCUCCUGAGUAUUCCUGGCGGGCAGCGAUGGGCAAGCAGAAGAGACGCAACGCCUUCUUCUACUUUAUGAUGGCCAAGAAACCCGAGGUGGAGAAGCGGCUCAAGAGAAAGAUGGAGAUGGCCAAGCUGGUGACGGCGGAGUGGCAGGCACUCCCGGAGGAACAGUGGAAGAAGUACCAGCUGAUGACCGGAGAAAGCAGGGAGAGGCUGGACUGCCGAGGGGUGCCGCUGCGGUGCCUGGACGAGGCGGCCCAGGAGAAAAAGCACCAGGCCGAGGAGAUGAAGAGGGACAAUGCUGACUUGGUGGACAUGUCCCGGAUGUGCAAUGCGCUGCACCAGGCCAGCUUCAUCCUAGUCAGCACAAGCUAUUAUGCCCACACUGACCACGGCCACUAUGUCACCGCUGAGCUGAGUCUGCUGCGCUUCAGCCAAAGGAACGGAAUCAUGAAGUUGUUUCACUGUGUUGUUGCGCGCCUCGGACAAAGCCUGUUGGCUCUUGGGGGGGUGACGAUGGACGGGAAAGGUCGUGCAGGCCUGGACGACAAAACCAUGGGAGGAGGAGGAAGACUUUCCCUCGCUUGGCUCUGAGCAGGCCAGGAAAGCGUGAAGAUGUCAGGUCGCGACGCGUUGGUCCAUCGGCGCACCUUCCAGAACGCCAACCAGGUGGUGGAGUUGACCACACGCACCAUUCCCAAGGCUCAACACCACCACCACCACCACCAGCGAGGACAUCAACACCAUUCACCACCACCAUUGAAGCCAUAUCACACCACCACCACCACCAGGCCCCUGCGUUACUGCCGCUAAGAAGAGAUCAUUUCUAUCUACCUCAUCAAACAGGGGGCUUCGUGGUGCAGUGGUUAGCACACUCGGCUCACAACCGAGAGAGCCCGGGUUGGAUUCCCGGGCGGAGUGGAAAAAUUUGGGCGGCUUUUCUGACACCCUACGCCCCUGUCCUCCCAGCAGUGAAUGGGUACCAGACUGGCUACAGUGAAGGUCGUGGCAGCCAAGCAGAGAGUGUACUGAAACUCCUGCUGUGAGCUACUCCUGAGGGCCAAGACCUGCACCCUCACCACCCCUGUAAUGGAUGCCCAUCUGACCCAACCCUCCACGGUGUGUGUUGAUGCUGGGACCAAGAAGAAGAAGAAGAGGAGAAAAAGGAGGAAGAUGAUGAUAAAGGCAACAGGAAGAUCAGAAGAAGAAGAAGAGGAGGAGGAGGAGGAAGAAUGGAAGAACACACACACACAUGACAAACACCUUUUUAUAUAUUUUUCAUUUUUAUUAGUCCAUACAACAUACAUUAGCUAUAUACAUAUAAUACAACAUAUGCAUAACUAUAUACAUUAGACCAUAGAGUGAGUGAGAGACUCGAGAGGUGAGAUAGAGAGGCGCCCCCCCCCCCUCUCUCUCUCUCUCUCUCUCUCUCUCUCUCUCUCUCUCUCUCUCUCUCUCUCUCUCUCUCUCACCUCACCACAGCUCACAGGACCCCACAGAUGUACCCCCACAGUAUGUUGAUAACCCCCCCCAGACACAUACCCCCCCAGCCUCAUGAAAGACCCCCUCCUCCCUCCCUCCCCCCCUAGCCAACAUAGCCUUAUCAAUGUUACUAAGUGUAUGUAUGUAUGUGUGUUUUUCUAUUAAUAAAAAGUUAAUUUGUAAUGUUUAUGUGUUCUAUUCCUAUGAGAGAGGAAAAGGUAAAGAGGGAGAGACAGAGAACGUAAUGAGAAGAAUAAGAGAGAGAGGAGGUAAGGGAAGGAGAGAGAAGGAAAAUAAAUAAUGAAAGAAAGAACAGAAGAAAUUUACCGAUAAAAGAGAGAGAGAGAGAGAGAGAGAGAGAGAGAGAGAGAGAGAGAGAGGUAAGGCAAGGUGAGGUAAGGCAAGGUAAGGUAAGGUAAGAUAAGAAGAUACAAACAAAAUAAACUGUUAACUGUAUGUACCUAGCUAACCGUAUGAGACUGUGUUAUAUAUACUCUAUAACAAAGGGAAUAUUAUUUUAGCAGAGAGAAAGAAAGAGAGAAAGAAAGCUCGCUCUAAACUGUAUUUAGCAAACUGUAUAUGUCUACCCAGUGAGAGGAAGCUGAACUCUAUAACACAGGCAAUAUUAUCUUAACAGA
Messenger RNA from Eriocheir sinensis (Chinese mitten crab), 2143 nucleotides. RefSeq names its product protein maelstrom homolog. Bases 57 to 617 code for a protein of 186 amino acids. The record is from RefSeq and is a predicted model, not a curated record. Gene Ontology annotation, cellular component: P granule; nucleus. Gene Ontology annotation, molecular function: sequence-specific DNA binding. The transcript is spliced from 8 exons. Gene Ontology annotation, biological process: spermatogenesis; negative regulation of DNA-templated transcription; male meiotic nuclear division. Lineage: Eukaryota; Metazoa; Arthropoda; Malacostraca; Decapoda; Varunidae.